Molecule: messenger RNA, 727 nt
Organism: Gigantopelta aegis
Lineage: Eukaryota; Metazoa; Mollusca; Gastropoda; Neomphalida; Peltospiridae
Exons: 5
Coding region: 30-446 (138 amino acids)
Source: RefSeq, a predicted model, not a curated record
CCCGUGUAUCCUGACGUGGAAUCUACAAGAUGAAGAUAGCGAUCGUUUUAUUCCUCUUGGUCGCCGUGGUCGCUGUACAAGAUUCCGACGCUUGGUUCGUGCGCAGCGUCGUGCGCAGCGUCGUGCGAGCUGUCCGCAAUGUUAUCAGAGGUGUUCGCAGGGUGACGAGAGCAGUCUGGAGGAACGCCAGGAAGUGCUGGAGAGCCAUCAUAAGAAUCGGGAAACGUGACAACAACAGCUUGGAUCUCAACAAAGAUGGCCACGUGGACCUGAAAGAACUCGGCAAGAUUCUUGGCGAGCGAGAAGCACGUGACUUAAUGGAGGCCAUGUCGGGCUCUACUGAUCCUGUUCCUGUUGAGGAGUUCAAACGAAACGUCCGUGACCUGACUGAACUUUCAGAAGAAGACCUCUAUAACCAGGUGGAAGAACUCUCCAAGAAGGAGUGAAAUCGCCGUUAAAAGUAACAGAAGUAAAGAUUGUGUCAACGUAAUUAGUGUAGUUUCGUCUCUAUAUAGCACAUUACGCGCGAAUGUGGGCGAGGAAUGCAAUAUCCAGGUCAGAUGGAACAAUAACUGGACAGGAUAUCUGGUACGACCUUAUGUGGGGGACCACAAUCUCUAGUGCGAGGACAUUCUACCUUUAAAUAUUUUACCUUCCUGCACUGUCUAUACAAGCAGUGUCACUCACCCAAAACUCGUGUAAUAAACCGAAACGUUUAUAUUUCCUA